UCUUAUUACGGACUUCAAUAUUAUCGCAACGCUGUAAUGAGUCGGACAUUAUUCUCUGAAGUUUUCUGUUGUGUUGUUACAAAUUUUAUUUUGAAUUUACGUGUGCACUUUUCUUCGUUAACCCUGCGAAAUGCCUUGGCCCGUGCCCAACCGACCCCGACGGUCUUCGGAGAGCGACUAUUGCUCGGCUAGUGACGGUUCUCUGUCGCCUGAACACAUUCAAGAGAGAGACCCAGUACCGCAGCCUGUACAGGAGCUCCAGGAGCCAGCCAGCGCCGACGAGAAUGGAGAAUUGGCGUUCUGUGCGGCUGUGGGGCGGCCGGACAAGGAGACCGUCCCUGGCCUCUUCGUGCCCAACGAGAUGAUGACACGGGUUUCUAACAGCGACACGCACGUGUUGGUCAGGGGGACCAUCGAAUCACUGCUCGAGCCCCUUCGCUGCCCGUUCGGGCUGAAAGAGGGCGCCGUGGAGGCCUGUGUCAGAUUCCGCGCGGGCAUGCCUGUGGGGCUGAAGGCGCACUUGGAGGGCGUCCACGGCCUGCGCAAUGUGCAGUUGAACCUGGCAUGUCCCUGCCCGGCCGCCUUCAACUCAGGCGCUGACUGCGAUUACGUGCAGUUCGACCCGGUCGGCUACUUUAUGAGCACCCACGUCCGUGAACAGCAUCCAAAGUACAAGGAGGACAUGACGAAGGCGCAGUACAAACAGUUGAAUAAGAAAACCGGCGAGAAAUACCGGGAAUUCAUCCGCACGGCCAGGUGCAAGACGUUCCCAGAGUGGACCUGCGAUUCAACGCGUUUGUGGCCGAGUCAGAUCAUGGCCGACAGGAUCGUCAUCCCCACUCGGAUGGUGGGUGGUCAAGUGAAGUACGUCUGCAAGAUCGACGCGUGUGCCCUGGUAAGCAGUGAAGAAGGCCGGGGCCGGCUGCUGGAUUCCUCCGGCCGAUUGCAUGCGCACUUGAUGAUGCAGCACGGGCGGCGUUGCGCGAACCCCACGCAAAUCUAUCACGCCUGCGCCGACCCGGAGUGCAGGGAGCAGCUGUUCGAUGCUGACCACAUGAUGGAUCGCCACAUCAAGGCCAUGCAUCCGCAGCUGUUCAACGGCGGCCAGCCCGUGGUGUACUCGGAGACCGCCAAACAGGCGCGAGCCCGACUGGAAGCUCUCGUGACGGAGGAGUGCAUCGGGGAGACCCUCAGCAGCGGCGUCGACUCGGAAGAGACCGCGGAUACGUUUCUCUUCAGCUACGACUGUCCCGUCGAGGGCUGCGAGGUGAAUUAUGACGAGCGCGACUACAUGCUGUGGCACAUCGGCGCCGAUCACCAGGAUGAAUGGAAUGCCGACGCUCGUCAGCAGGACGAUCCGUUGGGCGUGUGUAAUUGCAGUCUGCUCCACUAGUUCUAUCGGUGUCAUGUUGCCGGUUAUGAUGUUCCUCUAGUAGUACUAAAUCUCCUGCAGCGGCGGCGCCACUUUCUUUGGUGUCCGCCUGACGAUGCUCAGUUUCUCGCUCACAUACCGACACUGUUCUCUGUUGACUGCCUUUUCCUUUGGCUGGAUAUUUUGCAUAUUACUAUUUUCAGCAUUUUGCUUUUUUGGCGGUUUAUUGCUUGCCAUUCGAUAUUAUCCGACUGCUUGUUUCUUGCUACAACUCGAAGUAAAGCCAAGUUAGCCGA
This is a messenger RNA of Paramacrobiotus metropolitanus, 1668 nucleotides long. RefSeq lists its product as uncharacterized. The record is from RefSeq and is a predicted model, not a curated record. The transcript has 8 exons. Bases 131 to 1393 code for a protein of 420 amino acids. Lineage: Eukaryota; Metazoa; Tardigrada; Eutardigrada; Parachela; Macrobiotidae.